UGAGUGCCUCGUCGGCCACGCAAAGAGGCGGAAGUACCGAGCAGCGCCGGAAGUUGGACUAGAGCGGUGUGCGUUCGCGGGCAGCGCGCAGCGCGGUUGCCAUGGAGCCGGCCGGGCUUUGUGGUUUCUGCCCGGCAGGGGAGGCCCAGCCGGCGCGUUACACUUGCCCUCGCUGUAACGUGCCCUACUGCUCGCUUCGCUGCUACCGGGCGCAUGGCACCUGCGCCGAAGACUUCUACCGAGACCAGGUGCUGGGAGAGCUCCGAGGCCGCAGCGCCUCGCCCAGCCGACUGGCAAGCGCCCUGCGCCGGCUGCGCCAGCAACGCGAGACUGAAGACGCGCCCUCGGAGGCAGGCUUCAGCCCCGGCCCGGCGCCCGGCGGCCUGUCAGGACUCUGGGAGCGGCUGGCGCCGGCCGAGAAGACGGCUUUCGAGCGGCUGCUGAGCCGCGGCGAGGCCGGGCGGUUGCUGCCUCCGUGGCGGCCGUGGUGGUGGGGCCGCAGGACUGGACCGCGGCUUCUGGAGGAGGUGGAUGAUGCCUCGGGCAGUGACGCCGGGGAACGGGAGCCCGCCCCUGCGAGGACCACGCCGGGAUUGGUGAAGGAUGAUGCCGCCGCGGAGCCCGCGGCCGCCGAGCGAGUUCUUGGAGACGCCCCGGGGGCCUGUACGCCCGCCGUACCCACCCGCAUCCCCGCGCUGGCCAGCUUGAGCCGUGGCCCACUUUCGCCGCUCGUUCGCUUCCAGCUGCCCAACGUGCUGUUCGCCUACGCGCACACUCUGGCCCUCUACCAUGGCGGUGACGACGCGCUGCUGUCUGAGUUCUGUGCCUCGCUGCUGGGUGUUUCCGGAGCCCUGGGCACCCAGCAAAUCUUCGCCUGUGCGGAGGAAGCCCUGGAGGCCGCAGCCCACGUGCUAGAAGCGGGCGAGCACCCCCCUGGGCCCCUGGGUACGCGCGGUGCUAUGCUCGAGGCUGCCCGCAUCUUGCAGGGCGAGGGCCCAGCCAACCAAAAAGGCUACACGUUGGCAGCAUUGGGGCACCUGGUGCAGACCCUGGGCCGGGCCCGAAAACAGGCCGUGGAUAGGGAAGAGCGAGAUCGCCUUUACCGGGCCCGGAAGAAGUGCCAAUUUCUGCUGGCUUGGACCAACGAAAAUGAGGCAGCCCUCACACCGCUGGCUCUAGACUGUGCCCGGGCCCACAGAACCCAUGCUGUGGCAGCCGAGGAGGUGGCAGCCCUCACUGGGGAGCUGGAGCGGCUGUGGCGAGGCCCCAUGCCACCUUCCCCAAGGACUCUCAUUGAGGAGCUCCCUGGCUAAACUAGGGACCCUUGUCUUUAAUAAAGCUGUGACUGGUC
Lemur catta (Ring-tailed lemur) is the source of this 1351-nucleotide messenger RNA. RefSeq names its product zinc finger HIT-type containing 2 (gene ZNHIT2). NCBI's taxonomy places the organism in Eukaryota, Metazoa, Chordata, Mammalia, Primates, Lemuridae. The coding region runs from base 102 to 1313 and encodes 403 amino acids. The transcript has a single exon. The record is from RefSeq and is a predicted model, not a curated record.